Messenger RNA from Andrographis paniculata, 3242 nucleotides. RefSeq names its product probable E3 ubiquitin-protein ligase RZFP34. The record is from RefSeq and is a predicted model, not a curated record. Gene Ontology annotation, cellular component: nucleus. NCBI's taxonomy places the organism in Eukaryota, Viridiplantae, Streptophyta, Magnoliopsida, Lamiales, Acanthaceae. Bases 2034 to 2987 code for a protein of 317 amino acids. Gene Ontology annotation, molecular function: ubiquitin protein ligase activity; zinc ion binding. Gene Ontology annotation, biological process: ubiquitin-dependent protein catabolic process; protein ubiquitination. The transcript has 10 exons.
CUUAUCGAUCGUCCCCAAAGGAUUUUUUUGUAUCUAUUUCUGUGUCUUGUGUGUGUAUAUAUAUGUGUGUGAUACGCACCAGUUUACUUCCAUGUCAUCCAUCAGAAACUUUCCUACGCAUCGACGCUAUUCACUGUUGCAUUUGUUGUUUUCUGAGUAACUUUGGAUUUGUAUGAGUAUAUCGAUAUCUGCAUCUGUUUUUUUGUGCGUGUGUGAUUGCCAAGGGAUUUUCGUGGGAGGAGUUCGCUGCAGGCUUGUGAUCUGAGCGCACGGAGUAGCUGAUUGAGAAGGAGAUCGAUCGGGGGAUUUAAAGUUCGUUAUUCUUAAAGUUCUUCCUUUAACUUUUAUUUUGAUUUUAUAUUUUUUUUCUUGCUGCAAGUGUUGUUUUGCGUUUUAUUUUUUUGAAGAAUUGAUGUUCGGAAGCUUCUUGAUUGGGGAAUUCUGAACUUCCAGUGGAUUUAUUAGGCGGCGUUGUUGAGAUCACUUGAAAUUGAUUCGCUGUGUUUAUGUUUAUUUUUGUGCUCCAUUGAUUAUUUGUGAAUAUAUAUGUGUAUGUAUUAUUUGUGAAUCUGAGUUGCAAUUUGUUGGCUGAAUAACUGAUUAUCUUCGAUGAGCUUCAUUAUCUCUUCGAUAAACCCUGAAUUUCACUGAUUUAGAGCGGUAUCGGCCGAAUUUUGAUUUAGAUAACCAUUGCUUAAUAGAGAUGAGAACAUCUUCUAGGGAGAUAGGUUUUGUAACAUCGUUGGAGUUCAUUUUUCGAGAUUUUCCUCUACCAGGUUCUGUCACCUCUCUGUGUGAAUCUUCAAGGAAUGGCGAUAUAUGGUGUUGAUAAUGAAUUUAUUGUUAAUCUCAUACUAACCUGGAUGGAAUAGUAAGGCAUGUUUAAGCUGCCAUAUAUUUGCACAAGUGUUCUGGUGCAGGGACAGGGGCUCUGUUCCAAAUCUGAUGCAGGUGUUCCUUUUCUAUCUUUUGGUUUGAUGUGGAACAACUAUUUAGGACUUCUUCUUCAAACUUUUCAAUACCUGUGUUGUUAGGGAUAUCUAUCAGGAAAUUUACAUAAGGACCUGAGGGUUGUUGAACCAGAAGCACAAUUAAUAUAUAUUGUGGAAUCUUCUGUUCUUUUUUUGGAAUUUUGGCAGCCUCAUUGAUGUUUUCGGGAUCAUUGAUUGAUAGGCUUAUGAUUUUGGAUUCUCAGUAGAGUUCUUAGGAUGUCAAAUAUUUGUACUCUGGGAUUAAGACUCAGUGAUGCAUUCAAGAACAAUAUUCUUCACUUGUUAUCCACCUUUGACUUAUUCAUUGAUCAACUUUGAACCUCUUGUGUGGAACUCCUGCGUUGCUCGAGCUGUUUGGGUUUCACUGGUGAUCGGUUGUUAUUAGCCCAUGUUUUUAUCUGGGAAUUUCCAAGCAACUGAACUCUCCUGCCUUGCUGAAAUCGACCUUUCUAGGGUUCCCAAGAACAUGCAUUUAUUUGUAGGUGAAUAAAUCACCUCCAAGAGUAGGUGGUAAUUGCUAAUGACCUGGUUCCACAUUUCAUGCUUGGAACUUUUUAUUGGAUGACAUUUUGGACAUUUUAGUGGUUUUGGUGUUUUAUCAUGUAGUGAAGACGAGAUGGAGCAGUUCCUGGUUUGAGGUAGGCUUGUUCUCCCGAGGAUAAUUAGGAUAACAUGAGACAUCAACCUAUUAUUAUUUUAAGUUUUGCAUGAUUUUGUUUCUAUUGCUUUUACAGUAGGUUGAAAUGGGAUCGAAUUGGUGUCUGCUUAAAGGGUUUUGUCGAGAAAUGGUUUGUCUGCAGCUUGAAGAUUGAAGUGCUGGAAUGCCACAAUGAUAUUCAUUUAUCGAGAUUCUUGUAUUGUUUUGAGCAAUUAUCCUUCUGGGGAUUUCUAUUGUUGGAGCUUGUUCGACUCUAGUUGGAUUUAUUUGUUGCUGAUUCUCUUGGUCUGGAGCAAAUGUUCAACAAAAGCUACAUGAUCUUGAGGUGCUUUGUUAAUUUUCCAGCUUCUACUUAAUUGGUAUUAUCAGAAUCAACGAAUCAAAUGGCUUGUGUGGCUGCUGAUUACUGUGGCACCCCACCCCAUAUGGAGGCAAACACUUCUACCUUCGAAGAAAAUGAUAUGGAGAGAAGGAUAAAGGCUUGUGAGUCUGAAUUGCAGCAGCUCACACUAAAAGAGGAUACUGUGGAAAGUGAAAUACCGUGUCAUGAAGAGAUGUCCGAUGCCGACAUACUUGAUAAGGGAUAUUUGGAAUAUGGGUGCUCUCAUUAUCGUCGGAGGUGCCGCAUUAGAGCCCCCUGCUGUAAUGAAAUAUUCGAUUGCCGUCACUGCCAUAACGAGGCAAAGAACAAUAUUUGCGUGGAUCAAAGGCUCAGACACGAUCUUCCCCGUCACUCAGUUGAGAAGGUCGUAUGCUCCCUUUGCAACACUGAACAGGAGGUCCGACAAGUUUGCAAAAAUUGCGGCGUUUGUAUGGCGAAGUACUUUUGUGGAAUUUGCAAACUGUUCGAUGAUGAUACAUCCAAACAGCAGUAUCAUUGCCAUGGCUGUGGCAUUUGCAGGAUUGGGGGCUCUAAGAAUUUUUUCCACUGCAACAAAUGUGGCUGUUGCUACUCUGCUCUUUUGACGAGCGGCCAUCCCUGCGUCGAGAGAGCAAUGCACCAGAAUUGUCCAGUCUGCUUUGAGUAUCUAUUCGAGUCGGUUAACGACGUAAUUGCGUUGCUGUGCGGGCACACCAUUCACAAAACAUGCCUAGAAGAGAUGCAAGAACACUAUCAAUACGCCUGCCCGAUCUGCUCCAAGUCGGUCUGCGACAUGUCGAAGGUGUGGGAGAAGUUCGACAUGGAGAUCGCCGCCACGCCUAUGCCCUCAUUUUGCGAAAACAGGAUGGUUUGGAUCCUUUGUAACGAUUGCGGGCGCAAUUCAGAAGUUAAGUAUCACGUCGUCGCGCACAAGUGCCCCGAAUGCAAGUCGUACAAUACACGCCAGAUAAGAUAAAGAUAAAAUAAGAUAAGAUAGAUCUGUAACAAAAAUAUAUAAAUAGCAUUGUUUGACUCGGACAGACAAAGUCGUGCCAUGAAAGCAUCAUCAAAAAUGCUCUCUUUAUGUUGUUGCUCGAAGCACGCUGAAAUGUCGUGAAGAAGAAGGCUUGUGUUCGUUUAUUAGUACUAUCUUUAUGCAUGUAAAAAUGUAAUGAGACUUAUUUUAUCUUCUUGCUUGAGAUUAUCGAUUCAAACGGUUUAAUAAUUAUAA